Nycticebus coucang (slow loris) is the source of this 1122-nucleotide messenger RNA. RefSeq names its product paraoxonase 3 (gene PON3). The record is from RefSeq and is a predicted model, not a curated record. The transcript is spliced from 9 exons. NCBI's taxonomy places the organism in Eukaryota, Metazoa, Chordata, Mammalia, Primates, Lorisidae. Gene Ontology annotation, cellular component: extracellular region. Bases 48 to 1112 code for a protein of 354 amino acids. Gene Ontology annotation, molecular function: arylesterase activity.
CCCCGGGAGUGCGCGGCGCCAGCGCUCAGCCCCUGCACCGGCACAGCAUGGGGAAGCUAGUGGCGCUGGCCCUGCUGGGGGCCGGCCUGGCCUUGAUCGGCGAGAGGUUACUGGCGUUUCGAGAAAUAAUGAAUGCUUCUCUAGAUAUGGAACCAGUGGAGCCUCAGAACUGCCACCUUAUUGAGGGACUCGAAUAUGGCUCUGAAGAUAUUGAUAUACUUCCUAGUGGGCUGGCUUUUAUCUCCAGUGGAUUGAAAUACCCAGGCAUUCCAAACUUUGCACCAGAUGAGCCAGGAAAAAUCUUCUUGAUGGAUCUGAAUGAGCAAAACCCAAAAGCACAAGCACUGAAAAUCAGUGAUGGAUUUGAUAAAGAAUCCUUUAAUCCACAUGGGAUCAGUGUUUUCAUUGGCAAAGACCAUACUGUGUAUCUUUAUGUUGUGAAUCAUCCCCACAUGAAGUCCACUGUGGAGAUAUUUAAAUUUGAGGAAAAACAACCUUCUCUCAUCCACGUGAAAACCAUACAACACAAACUUCUCACAAGUGUGAAUGACAUUGUGGUUCUCGGACUGGAACAAUUCUAUGCCACCAGAGAUCAUUAUUCUACCAACUUCUUCUUGUCACUUCUUGAGAUGCUUUUUCAGCUUCGCUGGACUCAUGUUCUCUUCUACAGCCCAAGAGAAGUCAAAGUGGUGGCUGAAGGAUUUAUUUCUGCCAAUGGGAUCACAGUCUCGCUAGACCAGAAGUAUGUCUACGUGGCUGAUGUAGUGGCUAAGAAUGUUCACGUAAUGGAAAAACAUGAUAACUGGGAUUUAACUCAGCUGAAGGUAAUACAGUUCAGCACCCAUGUGGAUAAUUUAACUGUUGAUCCUGCCACAGGAGAUAUUCUAGCAGGAUGCCAUCCUAACGCCAUGAAGCUAUUGAUGUAUAACCCUGAGAAUCCUCCAGGGUCAGAAGUGCUUCGCAUCCAGAAUGUUUUGUCCAAGAAGCCCAGUGUGAGCACAGUGUAUGCUAAUAACGGCUCCGUGCUUCAGGGCACCUCUGUGGCUGCCACCUACCGUGGGAAAAUACUCAUAGGCACCGUAUUUCACAAGGCUCUAUGCUGUGAGCUCUAGACUCCAGAUA